Messenger RNA from Symbiodinium pilosum, 1478 nucleotides. The record is from the annotation of a GenBank genome assembly. NCBI's taxonomy places the organism in Eukaryota, Dinophyceae, Suessiales, Symbiodiniaceae.
AUGGUGUCCAUCCUCUGGGUGUGUGCUUUCAUUAGCCCGACUUGUUUGCCAACUAGUGCAUUUCGCCCCGCCACUGACACUGAGACGGCAGAGACGGAUGCAAAGUCCGGAGGCUCUGAGAUCCAUGGCACUAGCCUUCGGGCUUCAGAAGUGGUGCAGUUCUCUGCUGGCGGUGGGGCGUCCCUCAUCCAGUCUCUCGCUGAGGUCUCCGCAGGAGACGGAAGUGCCGAAGCCGGUGCCCCGGCUGACGAGUGUGAGAAGCAGCUGAAGAACCUGGAGGAGCACGUGCUUGAAUUCUGCCGAAAGGUUCAGCCCGAAUUGAAGAACGGCACCUUCAAAUGGCUAACGUACAUCACCGAGGUCGACGCCGCGGACAUGGCCUCCAAGAUCAUGCAUGCCCUUCGCUGGGGCAAGCGCGAUGCUUCCCACGGCCUGCUCUUCACAAAGCAAGCCUUCCAUGACAAGAACUCGACGUUGCUGCUAUGGAGCGGGGUCAGCCCGGAGUCACGGGAAAAGUGGUGCAAGGCCCUAAACACAUACAUGCUGCAUGCUGGCAGCAACAGCGACCUGCAGACGCCCUUCGGGUGCCUCAUCGAACAGACAAAGGAUCAACAUAAUGGCAAGCUUCUUGGAGGCUGCGAGUGGCCUCAGCAAGAGCCGAUCUGGCAAACGGCCUCUGAUGCGGUCGUGUGGCGCAAUGGCGAUGCCCUCGUCCGAUUCUUGGUCAACAAGACGCUGGUCAAGGAGAAGUGGACUCUCCGGGAAACCAUCUUCUUCAAUGCGGAGCUCCCCACUUUGGCCAGAUACCCGCCCGCUCAGGGCUUCAGGGUCUUGAAUCUUCACCCCCACGUCCGAUGCAUCCACCUGAUGCCAAUCAUCCGCGACAAGAUCGAGCAAAACGGCCUGUUGGAUGAUUGGAGGAAGGCGAAGACCUUCUCAUGCGUGGACACUGCGGGCGAGCGGAUGCAGGAGGACCCAAAGGCUAUGGACAGCAAGGCUUCGGAGUUCCUGAAGCCAGGGGAGCAGAUGAAGCCCGAAUGCGCCAUCAGCCCAUUGACAGAAGAGGUAUACAAGCAGUGCCUUGACGAAGGCCACAUUGACUUUGAGGUUUUCCGCACCAUGGCAAGGCAAUUCCCGAUGGACUACCGUCCGGACAUUGCGAGCCUGCGACUGCCGGAUCUCGUGAAGGACAGUCCGCAGCUCCUCCGCAUCCUGCCAGAUGUUAUGGAGAUGUUCAACACCACUAUCUCAGCUGAGCUAUGCCUGAUGCAGUUUGAGAAUCCAAGCAGCGUUGCAGGCCUAGAUGCAGGCCUGCUGCACCAAGCCUGUCGGGAAGCGCACGCAGCACUGCAGAAGCUCGUGCAUCGUGCGCUCGAAGAAUCCGAUGCAGAAUAUUAUGUUCGCGAAGCUGCCGCUCAGGCCCUGGGGGCCAUGGGCAAAGAGGCAGUGGAAACUGUUUUGCCUGAGCUGCAGAAUGC